AUGACCAUCGCGGUCCUGGCGGCCCCAACGACCAAAACAAAGCGCCGCGAACCGCUGGGGACGAUUGGAAUGGCGGCCUUUCAAGCGCAAUCGCGUCCCGGGCCCGCGUCUAGCGAAGCCGGAAGAAGUGGAGGGCAACGGAAAAGCAAGCGACUGAGCGCAACCAACCACGGAUUCGAGGAGAUUAUGGACCAUGAAGGGAAGCGGAAAGCAGGAUCCCUUCCUACGGCGACAGGUUACGAUGAAGAUGCAGAUGGAUUUCAGUUCUCGCGGCUGCCUUCGAAGAAAUCGAAGCCUUCGGUGGAACCUGUUCCUGAACUCGCCCAUUCAGAUGUGGAAAAUGCGCCUCCAAAACCCUCGCCGCGGAGGGGGCGACCACCGAAGAAGCGAGUGGGGGAGGAUAUUAAAGGAAACGGGGUGCCAGCAAAGGGGAACGCCGCCGAGCUUCCGACGAGGAGGCCGACCAGGGGAGCCGCGAAAACAACAGAUGCCGAGCCAGAACCACAGCUCGAGUCUGUGGCGCGCUCGCCACGGAAUGGUGAUGGUCUCGAAGAUCAGCCCUUGGAGAGGAAGAAGAAGAGGGGGCGGCCGGCGCGACCUAAGACGAACGAAACGAACGGAUUUCAGUCGCCAGACCAACCACCCGCCGGCAUAAAGGUGGCUCUACCAAUGGCGGACACACCAGUCAUCCAGCGCAACAAAGACGACUUGAUUGACUCGGGGACCUCGAAUGCGUUACCCCACCGAGAAGUGAGCACGUCGGACUUUUAUAAACACAUUGCCGAUGAAGGGCUUCCUGAGCCGCGUCGGAUGCGGCAGCUUCUUAUCUGGUGUGCGACGCGUGCAUUGGGUGACAAACCGUCGGGUUCUCACUCGGAGGAUCAGAGUGCGCGCCUAGCAGCUCGUGUCAUUCAAGAUGAACUUUUGAAAGAUUUCUCUUCCAACUCAGAUCUAUCCAACUGGUUCAGUCGCGAGGAGGUGGGCCCGCCAACGGUGAUCGUGAAGAAACCGAAUCCACGGAAUAUUCAGAACACAGACAAGAUCAAGGAGUUGGAGGCUCACAUACAAAAACUUCAAAGAGAGAGGCAUGCUCUGAAUGCACUCCUCAAACAACCCGCAAUCACACGCAUCGACGCAGGGCCGCCAAAGAAAUCCCCUAAGAAAUCCCCCAGGUCCAAACGACAACCCGAAAAAUCGCCCUGCGAUGAAAUCGACCCCUCCCUCCUCGAUCCCUCACAACAAGCCAUCUACGCCUUCCUCAAUCCGUUCCCAUCAGCAUCUCCGUCAACGCCAAAAAACACUGCUCCCUCAACCCAACCACCCAUGACACCCUCUACUGUUUCAACCCGGCUCUCCAGAAUCACAACCGGCCUCGCACCAACACUCGACGCCUUCGCCGCCGGAAUCCAUGAUAUCGAACUAUACCGAUCAUCAGCAGACGCCGUCUCUUCCCGAAUAUUGCGCAUCUGCGCACAGCGCCUAGAAGAGCGCGAUGCAGAGAACACGCAGCACUGGCUCGCCCUGGAAGGCGAAGACGGCGAGCUGCGACCGCCGAGGGCAUCGAGUUCGCGGGCCUCCCGCGAGGAUCUGGGCCUCAUACUGGGGGCCCUCAGCCGAGUCGAGAGGCGGUAA
Penicillium canariense is the source of this 1632-nucleotide messenger RNA. RefSeq names its product Mis12-Mtw1 family protein. The record is from RefSeq and is a predicted model, not a curated record. Gene Ontology annotation, cellular component: MIS12/MIND type complex. NCBI's taxonomy places the organism in Eukaryota, Fungi, Ascomycota, Eurotiomycetes, Eurotiales, Aspergillaceae. Gene Ontology annotation, biological process: cell division; mitotic sister chromatid segregation. The transcript has 6 exons. Bases 1 to 1632 code for a protein of 543 amino acids.